UUCAUCGGUGUGGUCUGUGGCAGGCGGACUAAUGAGGCAGUCCUUGCAUGCGAUAUGACAAGCGGAAUUACACGCACAACCCCCGUCGUCUGUACACGCGGGCUAAAUUAAAGAUUUGUUCGCCGAACGGCAGUCCUGCCUCUUCUCUCUCACCCGCGCGCGCGCGUGCUUUUUCCCCCUCCCAGUCGGCCACAAAUUUCUGCGAAACGCAGAACAUGAUCACUAGCUCGAGCUGCACGAGAUACUGUAGCUUCUGAGAGCGAACAACUGGCAUCGCCUGUCCCAGCCUCUUACAACGAGACAGGAAGCAGACGACAGUUUCUGUGGUAACGUCGUUAUUGUGACAUUGUGACUUCAGACGGUUAAUUAAGAGAGUGCGGGAGAUGGAUACUCAGUGAUAAAUUGGAUGAAGGAUUGUUAACUGUUCAUUCAGGACCUCGUGAGAACACAAACAACCCAACUUCUCAUCAAACAAGUGUGUUAAGGUAAAGAAUAAUUAGCGAGUACCUUUGUUCUCAAGACAGACGAUACUCUGUUGUAAUUAAACCGUCGAUUUUCUUCCUGUUUGGCCGCGAAUCGGAACAAUUUUGUUUUCAGAAAUCUUGUGUUUGUCUACCGUGGAGUAUUUGGAACGGUUACAAGCCUGCCAAGGUCAGACAAAUCGACUGUGUGGUAAAUGUGACAUACUCUCCUUUUGGCGGCAAGUAGACUGCUCCCUGUAUCCAAAAGGCUGAAGGAGGAUAAAAUCAGGGUCAUAAACUACCGCUGGCUACGGAUCUGUCCAAACGAUUGAUUGUCCGGGGAGAGAUGUCAAGCUGUCCUUUCACUAAGAUCCCACAAUAAGGAGUGACGAGCGCGUGACAGUGGGAGAAGGGGAAGGAGACAGAGAAAAGAAAGGGGUAGAAGAAAUAAUAAAAGCGAAAGGAACUUGUGUGUCGUACACAGCACACAGGAAGUCGCCAGUGUUACAUGCCUUGCCGAGCACGACAGACACAGUUUCGACUCGCUGUGCUGUGAGUGAGUGGUGGUGAUAAAUAAACACUCGCGCACGCCUCGAUUAACGAGUGAUUGCUUCGCUGGGUCUCCGACUGUCAGCAGCACGUGGUUGGAUCGUCUGUGUCGGACAGGAUUGAAGUAUCAAGGAGUAGGAUCGCAGGGUGCUUUGUAUGUUUAGUGCUGAGAUUUGGAUGGAGGUAGCCACACCGUACGGACUUAACGGUGACCUGUCCGGCUCGUCCCUGCAACACCCAGCCAACAUGGGCCCAGCUCUGACACCCACCCCGGGUGGACCGGUCUCGGCCAACGGCAGCGGAAACGUGGCGGCGAGGUGCUGCGCCGGGUGCGGGGGUCGAAUCCAGGAUCGCUUCCUGCUGCACGCGCUGGACCGCUACUGGCACACGGGCUGCCUCAAGUGCUCGUGCUGUCAGGCGCAGCUGGGCGAGAUUGGCACUUCCUGCUUCACCAAGGCCGGCAUGAUCCUCUGCCGAAACGACUACAUCAGACUGUUCGGCGCGGUUGGGUCGUGCAUGGCCUGCGGUCAGAACAUCCCCGCCAACGAGAUGGUGAUGCGCGCGCAAUCGCAUGUGUACCACGUCAAGUGCUUCACGUGCGUCACGUGCCGGAGCCCCCUUGUGCCCGGGGACCGCUUCGGGUUGGUCAACGGCAGCCUGGUGUGCGAGCAGGACUAUCCUAAGGUCGUGAAGGGGCACACGGCACUGCCUGCCCGGACGACACACAAGGUGUGUUGACCGCCGGGCUCCAAAGAAGUCGACGAAGAUGGGAAAAUGUCAUUUCCGGUCACGUGAAGGCUGGCCAAGCUGGGACUUCAGCGACUGAGCUGCGGCACGAACAACUUGCAACGCACCUUCUCUCAUUGUUUCCCCACCCGAUGACGCACCCGACAUAUGGCACAGCGCCCUCUAUCGCUACACGGCACAAAAGCGCUGCCCACGGAAGUGACGUCAUUGUUGAACCUAAAACCUUCGUUUGUGUUUUCUUCAAGUGCCGAGGAAGUGGCAUCUUCUUCAAAGAUCGACUGGACAGUACAGCUGGGUGGAGGGAGACCCAGCUCAGACUGACCUUUAGUGUCCAGUGCAUUAAGGUCGAUACACGUGUACAGACUGCACGUGCUUUGAUCACUGUAAGGGAGCCAUGUUUUGAAAAAAACAACAACUACAACAUAUAAAAUAAAUAAACAGUUGCGAAUUAUCUCUUACAAAUACGGAGAUUGGAUUUCUCAAAUUAGCAUCAUGUUUUCACGUCUGUCUCUCAUCUGCUUUCCCUUUGUCCCUCCAUCGUUCCACUUGUGGAUGUGUGAACUGUUAACUUUUCAACCCGUGAUUUUCUAUUUCCUUGCACUAAAAAGCAUUGACAGAAAGAGCAUUUUCAGUGUGGUCAUUUUGCAAGUGUUUUUCUGCGCUAGAAAUGUCGAACAAACCGACAAACAAAUCGGAAGGCAGUAGCUCUGUGGGAGGUGUCCUUUGGAAGGACAGAGAGACUAACACAUGUGCACUCAACAUUGAGUGUGCGACACUAGAUAUUACUGCGUUAUUAUUAAUUUGUGUCUCGUUGAAGUGUACACAUUAUGUGCGAGUGUCUCUUUUUCAUUGUACAUAUGGGUGACUGGGUGUGUGUGUGUACAGAGGUGCUGGAGAGUGACAGUCCACAGCUGUGUGCACAACUCGUGUUAAUGUGUUUUUGUGUUGCAAACGGUCUCACCUGCACACAGCUUUUUGAACCUCUUGCAAUAGUUUACCUGCCUCAGUUCUGAUUCGCUUUCAUUUCCUUGGCUGUCCUCAUUUCUCGAUGUCGUCACGAAGCUGAUGUCCAAAAUAUUAAAAAAUACAAAAAAUCAACAAUGGAAGGUCACGUGGACCGAGCAGGGUAUGAGGAGUUUGUGGGUGGAGGCAGGAGGCUUGAUUAUCAUAGUUUUAUUCUUAGCUUUUUGACUGCAGUAAAUGUUAGAAUAACUUUAAAUCGAAAACAAAGCCAUUUUACAUUCUGACUUAUUGUCCUGUUAAUUUUGAACGAGAUGCCACGUACUUCUGGCCAAUAUCGCAUCGACAGUACCCCUCCUCUCCCCCCAAAAAAUAUCAGUUGACAGGAACUGUUUGCAUGACAUAAUUUGUUUCUGGCCAUUGAACAAGCGAGUACAAAAACAGCUUUUUUUCUAAUUAUUUUAUUUUUUAAUUUCUUUUUUUACUUGUCUGCUGUGAUGUCGGGGACAAGAAACUGGAUAGAAGCCCGCUGUGAUGUGAAAGGUGUGGACAAGAGAGAACACCCGCGAAAGAGUGAUAAAGUGAGAUGAUUAUGGGAAGGAAACAAUACUGGCAGAUAAACAAGUGUUGAUUCGGACACUGACUUACUGGACUGACAAACCCUCAAAGCGGAUUUGAGAGAUAAAUAAUUAUGUUUUGGUUUUGAUUUCUUGUAUGUGCGGUUUUUUAUUUUUAUUUUUUGUUUUGUUGUUUUUUGUUUGGUUGGUUUUUUCCUUCUUUUUUGUUUUUUUGUUUGGGUUUUUUUUUGCUUUUGUGCCCUAUCGGUCGUCGGAUUGUGUGACAUGUUAAUAAGGAAGGGUAAGGGGUACGAAGAUCGGUCAUCAUGACCUUUUAUAGAGAUUUGCCUCUCGUGGACAGGAGUGGGCUACUCUUAGAUACAUAUAUUUCUCUGCUAAUCCCCUGUCCGCCUUUUUUAUACACAUUUUCUAGUGUUUUAUUAAUUUUUUUUAUUCCCAUCCUAUCCUAGUUUCAUUCUUGUGAAUUUUCAUUUUUGUAUUUUUGUAUUUUUAUAUUUUCGUCUGUGUGUUAUCUCUUUUCUUACGGAUGACAAGUAUCAAGGUAUGUAGGCAUGAAACUUGCACUCGCUUUUUUCUUUUUCUUUCUCGUAAAAUGUUGCAUUUUUCUGGCAGUAUUACUAAAUCUUGUAUUUCCCGAUGGAGUAAAAUGCUGCGCUGAAGCUAAGAAGAAAGUAGGGAUGCCUGAAACAGUUUAGGGAUGUGACGAAGGUGGACAUGCAUCCUUGUCUCAGUGAUGGCAAUGACUCACCCUCAAAGACAUCACUUGGACAUCAUAACAAAGGGCUGCAGGGUGUGAUCAUGGAGACAGAACAGUUGCUGAGCAAGGAUCGUGAUGGUGUGGGGCAGUUGCGGAUGGUUACAGUGCAGUGACCAGACAUUUCAGCUGAUGAAGGAAGUGUUCAGAAACCUGUCAUUUCUCCACCCAACCACCCGUCUGCCACGGUCAGAAAGUAAUGUGAUGAGUAUGGACAGUACACGAAGAAGUCAAAACAUUGCUAACCGCUUGAUUACACCCGACUGUGAGAUCUGCACGUGACAUUGUGUGUGUUUUGUGACUAUUUUUGUCCAGGAACAGCAGCCAGGACAAAACUAAUGACACAGACGAUCGCAGAUUUCCAUUCGCACUUAUUAUUUUUGUUAAACCACUCGUUCGUGGGACGGUGUUGAUAUACCACAUGAUUCGUCUUCGUUUGGUCAUUGACCUGUUGUCUUGUCCAUUCACCUUGUGUGCAUGACUUCUUCUCCUCCAACACCACAGGCGGCUGGUACCAAAAGGACCUGGCGUGCUGGGAGGCGGCCACAUCUGGAUUUAAGUGUUUACCUGCCUCUGUGUGGAGGAAAGGAGGCGGGACAGAGCAGCCGGGGGUAAGGGGAGGCCUCGUGACAGAAGCACAGUCUCGGAUGUCAAGCCUCUGUUUGCUAGGUUUUUUGGAGGCUUUUUCUCUUUUUCUUUCUUUCUUUUUGAGCAGUGGCCUUCAACAUCUAGUACACCACAACCAGAUUCUUCGAGGAGGACUGAACUAGUGAAGGGAAAAGGAGGUAUGAUUGUGUCGACAGAAAGAAUGUCAGUAAGAACGGUAUGUUGAGAAAAAAUAAUGGAUGAACAAUAUUGGCACUGAAACAAUGUUAGCUGGAACAACUUGCUGCACGUGCGUGUGUGUGUGUGUUCUUUUACCCGCCUGCUGCAAUCCAUGCCUCCAACUGCAGAUGAAAUCGGAAAGCUUUUCGCUCAAAUUUGCAGGCUUUUCUUAAACUUGUUUUUCUCUCACAUGUUCACAUUUUUUUAACGUUUCUUGCUGGUGGACCUGUGUUGUGAUUCUGCAAGAUAAAGAGAGAGAGUAUGGGCAAGAUGCUUAUUUCUUGUGAACAGACUUCACGAAAUCAAAUGUUCAGACAUUGAAAUGUUCAAAUGUUCAGACAUUCACUUUUCAGUACUGCACACAACGUGGAAUCCGUUUUUGUGUGAACCGCUUUGGUGUCAUCGGUUAGUGCUAUUUGAUUAAUCCUUGUUUAUGUUCCAUAUGGCGAUGAAAAUGUUUUCCAUUUCGGAUUCAAGGAGCAUUAAACUGUUCUGUACAAGUC
Pomacea canaliculata is the source of this 5377-nucleotide messenger RNA. Its product is annotated as LIM domain transcription factor LMO4-A-like. The record is from RefSeq and is a predicted model, not a curated record. The coding region runs from base 1167 to 1748 and encodes 193 amino acids. Lineage: Eukaryota; Metazoa; Mollusca; Gastropoda; Architaenioglossa; Ampullariidae. The transcript has 4 exons.